CUGCUUUUCUUAAAUUCAAAGGUAUUGUCAUUGGAUGUCGGUAUUGAUUUUUGAGUGAAAUGCUUUUAGAAAAACCUGUGUGUUUUAUUUACAUCAACAUUUUGGAUUACACCUGGAUCUUCUUCUUGACAUUAUGAGAUUGCCUCUCAAUUGAAAUAUGGCUGUCGGAGAUUAUCUUAUUGUUUGUGCCCGGUAUUGAUGGUGUGUAGAGGGCUAUUUAUGGGCUAAAUUGUGGCCUUUGAUGGGAGGCAAAGAGGAUGAGGAACCACCCUUGAAGCGCAUGAAGCUGUCUUCACUGGAGGCAGAGGCAGAGGCGAGGAAUAAACGAGAGUUGUCAUUGGACAUUCUAAUGGCCAAGUCAGUGGAAUUAUACGAAGAUGACACAGAGACAAAUACAGAGAUUUUGGGUUCCAAAGGACUGAUAAGGAGGGUGGAGUUUGUAAGGAUAAUAACACAGGCACUGUAUUCCUUGGGAUACCGGAAAGCAGGUGCCAUUUUGGAAGACGAGUCAGGAAUACCUCUUGAGUCUGAUAUUGUGAGCUUAUUUAGAAAUCAAAUACUUAAUGGAAAGUGGGAUGAAAGUGUCCUCACUCUGCAUCGAAUUGGUCAACUGGAGGAAAGCACGCUCAGUGCCGCCUCUUUUCUGAUAUUGCAGCACAAAUUCUUUGAACUAUUGGAUAGAGGCAAUAUCCCUGCAGCUCUAAAGACCCUUAGGUUAGAGAUAUCUCCACUCCAAAUAAACACACAAGGAGUUCGCGAGCUUUCAAGCUGCAUCAUAUCACCUUCAAGAUGUGAGCUGCUUGGAUAUAAAAAGCAUGGCGAUUCUAGCUUCCAUCAACGAAUGAAACUUCUCCAAGGCAUCCAACAAUUAUUACCGCCUUCUAUAAUGAUUCCAGAGAAGAGGUUGGAAUCUCUGAUUGAGCAGGCCCUUAAUGUGCAGCGAGAAGCAUGUGUUUUUCACAACUCUCUGGAUAAUGCACUUUCUCUAUAUACUGAUCAUCAAUGUGGAAAAGAUCAAAUUCCUACUAUUACAUUGCAGGUAUUACAGUCACAUGAGAAUGAAGUUUGGUAUUUACAAUUUUCAAAUAACGGAAAGUACUUGGCUUCCGCAUCGAAAGAUUGCACUACAAUAAUUUGGGAGGUAACCGAGAAUGGUGUUGUGUCAAUGAAAUGUAGACUAGCUGAACACUGUAAACCAGUUUCAUUUGUUGCUUGGAGCCCUGAUGACAAACUGUUGCUUACUUGUGGUAUUGAGGAAUUUGUCAAGCUUUGGAAUGUUGAUACCGGAGAUUGCAAGUGGACAUAUGAUAAAGCCAGCAGCGGUUUCACUUCCUGUGGGUGGUUUCCAGAUGGUACACGUGUAAUCUGUGGUGGUGUUGAUAAAUGCAUCUAUAUAUUGGAUCUAGAAGGAAAGGAGCUGGAUUCAUGGAAAGGACAACGAAUGCCAAAGAUAUCAGAUUUGGCUGUCACGUGUGAUGGAAAACAAAUAAUCAGCACCUGUGGGGAGAAGGAGAUUAUGAUAUACAAUUUAGAUACCAAAACUGAGAGACUAAUUGAAGAGGACAAAUCUAUAACUUCUUUAUGUGUUUCAAAGGACAGUAGGUUUCUCCUUGUAAACCUAGCAAAUCAAGAGAUACACUUAUGGGAUAUUACAGCUAAUUCAAAGCUAUUAUUGAAGUAUGAAGGCCACAAGCAAGGUCGCUAUGUUAUAAGGUCCUGCUUUGGUGGAUCUGAUUAUGCCUUUGUUGUCAGUGGUAGUGAAGACUCACAAGUCUACAUAUGGCAUCGAGGUAAUGGGCAGCUUUUAGCAGUUUUGCCUGGUCACUCGGGUACUGUAAACUGUGUAAGCUGGAAUCCUGUGAACCCACACAUGUUUGCUUCUGCCAGUGAUGAUUACACUGUACGCAUAUGGGGAGUGGACAAAAACAUUUUGAAGAGUAAGAGUACCAACUCUAGUAAUGGAGUAGUUCACCUUGCAAAUGGAAGGGCAUAAAAGAAAAUGAGAGGUGGCUAGAUGGACAAGAUGGUUGGGGGACAUUUGAUGGUUGGCGAUUUUACGCGACUUCUAACAAUAAAAAUUGAGAAUAAAUUUUUGUUUAUAUUAAGCUAAUAUGCUUCGAAGAGGAGUGUCGAUCCCUAUGUUCUUUAGAUUUAUGUUUUGAGAUUGACACGUGAGAGUGAUAUGUCAAAUUCUUUGGGAUACCACUCCAUGUGUAAGAUGGAUAUUUGCUAGCAUAUAUCUUCAUUUCCUGAGAAUAGAAAGAUGUCUGUUAAGUUGACAAAAUAACUGAAUAACAUGCUUUCUUAUGGUUAUCUCUAUAUUUUUUGUAUUUUAUGGCAUUUGAAGUUGUGGUAGGCUUUGUUGAAGCUUGUGCUCCCUCAUAUCAAUAAAAGCUUAGAUUCAUUUUGUUACA
Cryptomeria japonica (Japanese cedar) is the source of this 2414-nucleotide messenger RNA. Its product is annotated as WD repeat-containing protein 26 homolog. The record is from RefSeq and is a predicted model, not a curated record. Gene Ontology annotation, molecular function: protein binding. The transcript has 6 exons. Lineage: Eukaryota; Viridiplantae; Streptophyta; Pinopsida; Cupressales; Cupressaceae. The coding region runs from base 242 to 1993 and encodes 583 amino acids.